GUGCGCGUUAAAAUGUUUUUCUCUACAUCGAGUGGUAAACCCAUGUGAAUGGUGGGGUGACAAUGCUGCAACUUGGGAAGACGAUCAGUAAUGUCUUCUGUUAAUAUACCGGGAUUGCUGCCUUGACCACGAUGGGAACCUAUGAACCUGUGCAGAACGCAAGCUGGAACUUCACUUCUGGUUACUCUACAGUAGACGGAAGCGAGAACACUACUGCGCUCUCUGGAUACAUUUUGGUGAUCCUGGCUAUUUUAAUGGUAACACUAAUCAUCGUAGUGGUGGGUGGCAAUGCGCUCGUCAUACUGGCUUUUAUCGUGGAUAAGAGUCUCAGAAAUCAAAGCAAUUACUUCUUUUUGAACCUGGCCAUCUCUGAUUUCCUUGUUGGGGUGUUUUGCAUUCCUAUCUACAUCCCGUAUAUCCUCACUGGACACUGGAUGCUGGGCCGUGGCCUGUGCAAGCUGUGGCUGGUGAUAGACUAUCUGCUCUGCACGGCCUCCGUCUUCAACAUCGUCCUCAUCAGCUAUGACCGCUUCCUGUCUGUGACCCGCGCGGUACGCUAUAGAGCCCAGCAGGGCAUGACCAAUCAGGCGGUGGGGAAGAUGCUGAUGGUUUGGGUGCUGGCCUUCCUCCUCUACGGCCCUGCCAUCAUAUUCUGGGAGGAGGUGGUAGGCAAGAGUAUCGUUCCGGAGGACCAGUGCUUCGCCGAGUUCUACUGCACCUGGUACUUCCUGCUCAGUGCGUCCACCUUCGAGUUCUUCUCGCCCCUGGUGUCAGUGGCCUUCUUCAACUUCAGCAUCUACCUGAACAUCCACCGCAGGGAGAAGACCAGGGGCAGGGCGGGGCACAAGGGGAGGGGGGAGCUGGCCGAGGAGCGCAGGUGGAGGGACUCCAGCGGAGGGGCGUCGGCUGUGUUCUUCAUCAAAACGCGCAAAGUGUCGUCCAGCGAGCCGGCGGCCGUGUCGGCGGUGAUCGAGGAGGACGAGGAGUUGUCGCCGUCGUCCAGCGGUGAACCCAGCAGCAACCAGUCGGUGAGCUUCUCCAUGAGGAAGACGAAAGGCAGGAGGAAGAUCACCGGAGGCUGGACUCUGUCCUUCUCUGGCGCCGGGCCGAGCCACCCGACCUCCUCCAGCGCCCCCUGCAGGGGCGGAGGACAUUCCAGGCUGUCGCGCGACAAAAAGAUUGCCAAGUCGCUGGCGGUGAUCGUGUGUGUGUUCGCCGUGUGCUGGGCGCCCUACACACUGCUCAUGAUCAUCCGCGCGGCCUGCAGCGGGACGUGCGUGGAGCACCACUGGUACGAGGUCACCUUCUGGCUCCUGUGGCUCAACUCCGCCAUCAACCCCUUCCUGUACCCUCUGUGCCACAGCAGCUUUCGCAGGGCCUUCGCCAAGAUACUCUGCCCCAAGCGCCAAUCCGUUCAGCCACACGCGGUUAUCCAUUCCAGUCAGUGACAAACACAAUUUCACCUGUAAUAUUUUCAAGAUGUUAUUGAAAAUCCUUUUCGAUUUUCCCUAGAAGGAAGAGCUUUGUUUUGUCAUGGCGUGAAAUAAUUGUCAUGCUGUAGUUAAAGCAGAUUUCUCACUGGGAGCCCUUUCAUAAAAGUUUGACUUGAACACUACAGAAAACAACAACAAAAUGCAACAAAGAAACAUGUGUACAUGAUAUUAAGGAGGAAUGAAUGAUAAUCAAGCAACCCAGCAAUUUAUGUCUGAAUACAAGCUGAAUACACAUUUUUUUAGCCACAACUGAGUGGGGAGGGACCCCAGGAAUACAGUGGCUAUAAUUACGUUUCAAUGUAUGAUCAGUGUCUAUGAGGUAUCAUCUUGGAUACUGGUAAUGUAAGUGGACAUCAGUGAUCAUCAGCGUGAUUGUUACCGUAAUAAUGACAUUAUUGCUGGACGGUUAGAGAGCAGUAUUUUCCUUCCAGUUGUCACCAUCACAUACUGUGUAAAUGACCAUGAAUCAAAGCUCUUUCAACAUGGACUCGCUGUUUGGUGAGAAAGACAAAGGUAGGUUAAGUUAUCACGUGCAUGAAGAUCAUGGGCAGUUUUCAUAUAGUAAGUACAUAAUUAUUACAAAAAAACAUUGACAACAACUAGUGCAGUCUCAAAAAGACAUUGCUUUACAGUCGAAUGUUAUACCGUAUAUACAGUUUAUGUUUGUGAAAUAA
Sardina pilchardus (European sardine) is the source of this 2167-nucleotide messenger RNA. Its product is annotated as histamine H3 receptor. Gene Ontology annotation, biological process: G protein-coupled receptor signaling pathway, coupled to cyclic nucleotide second messenger; chemical synaptic transmission; adenylate cyclase-inhibiting G protein-coupled acetylcholine receptor signaling pathway. NCBI's taxonomy places the organism in Eukaryota, Metazoa, Chordata, Actinopteri, Clupeiformes, Clupeidae. The transcript has 3 exons. Gene Ontology annotation, cellular component: synapse; plasma membrane; dendrite. The record is from RefSeq and is a predicted model, not a curated record. Gene Ontology annotation, molecular function: G protein-coupled acetylcholine receptor activity; G protein-coupled serotonin receptor activity; histamine receptor activity. The coding region runs from base 132 to 1448 and encodes 438 amino acids.